CUUUCUCAAAAUAACUUAGAUGGCAGAAUACCUCAACAAUUACUUAUUGGUCUCCUCUCUUUAUCAAUUUCUUUAAACUUGUCAACAAACCACUUUACUGGUUCCCUUCCCGUUGAGAUUGGAAAGUUGAAGAAUCUAGCUGCACUCGACGUUUCUUACAACAUGUUAUCAGCACAACUUCCUAGUAGCCUCGGUAGUUGUGAGAGUUUGGAAGUCCUACACUUACAAGGUAACUUUUUGGAAGGGCUCAUUCCUUCAUCUAUGAAGGAAUUGAGAGGGAUUCGAGAUUUAGACCUUUCACUCAAUAAUUUGUCAGGAGAUAUUCCACAGUUUUUCGAGCAAAUUGGAAACCUGGAGAAUCUAAACCUAUCCUUUAAUCAGUUUUGGGGAGCAGUACCAACAGACGGUGUUUUUAGGAAUGCAAGUGCGACUUCAGUUGCUGGAAACACAAGACUCUGCGGCGGUAUUGCUAAUCUUCGACUUCCUGUAUGCAAGCUUCAAGAAUCUAAAGGAAGAGAAUUGUCUCUUAGAAUGAAACUAGUGAUCUCAUUAGUUUCCGGGCUCACAUUGUUGGGACUGACUGUGGUGCUUGCUCUUUUCCUUCUUCGUAAGAAAGGGAAAGAAACUGAAGUAAGCACUGUUGAGAACUCCAUCUUACAAGUUUCAUAUGCUACUCUUCUAAAAGCUACUGACGGGUUCACUUCAGCUAAUUUGAUUGGUGUGGGCGCUUUUGGGUCUGUUUACAAAGGAAUUCUUGGGGAUGAUAGAGUUGUUGUCGCUGUGAAGGUGCUUAACAUGUUACACCGGGGAGCAUCUAAGAGUUUCAUUGCCGAAUGUGAGGCAUUGAGAAAUAUCAGGCAUCGGAAUCUGGUCAAGAUCUUAACUGCAUGUUCAAGUAUUGAUUUCAGUGGUAAUGAUUUCAAGGCUCUUGUUUAUGAGUUCAUGGAGAACGGUAGCUUAGAGGAUUGGUUGCAUCCAUCCCCUGGAAAUGAAGAGCUGAUAGAAGCCCCCAAAAGUUUAAGUCUUGUUCAGAGGCUCGACAUUGCCAUUCAUAUUGCUUGUGCACUGGAUUAUCUUCACAAUCAUUGUGAAACAGCGAUAGUUCAUUGUGAUCUCAAGCCAAGUAAUGUUCUUUUGGACAAAGAUUUGACUGGACAUGUUUCUGACUUUGGACUGGCAAGGUUUCUCUCGGAACCAACCAGUGUUUCUAGAAAUCAAUCAAGCUCCAUUGGAAUCAGAGGAUCAAUUGGUUAUGCUGCUCCAGAGUAUGGUAUGGGAAGUGAAGUUUCAACAUAUGGGGAUGUCUACAGCUUUGGCAUUCUCUUGUUAGAAAUGUUUACAGGGAAGAAACCCACUGAUCACAUGUUCAGUGAUGGCUUCAGUCUUCAUUAUUAUGUGAAGACAGCUUUCCCUAAACGUGUUGCAGACAUUGCAGAUUCACUAUUUCUUCGAGGAGGCAAUAUCACUGUUGAAGAAUCUCACAACCUCUCGAGCUUGAGAGCACAGAAAAUUGAAGAGUGCUUGACUUUGAUAUUUGGAAUUGGAAUUGCCUGUUCGGUUGAAUCUCCAACAACCAGAAAGGAUAUCAGUGAUGUUGCAUCUGAAUUGCACUCAAUUAGGGGCAAUCUUCUUGACUAGAACCUUCUAAGUUACAACUGGAUUGUGAAGGCUUUUAUACGUGCUGUAUGCUUUGUCACUACUGCGUCUUGUAUUUUGGUGUGUAACUGUGUUUGAGGCCUUGAGCCCUUA
Rosa chinensis is the source of this 1749-nucleotide messenger RNA. RefSeq names its product probable LRR receptor-like serine/threonine-protein kinase At3g47570. Gene Ontology annotation, molecular function: protein binding; ATP binding; protein kinase activity. The record is from RefSeq and is a predicted model, not a curated record. The transcript is spliced from 2 exons. Bases 163 to 1638 code for a protein of 491 amino acids. Gene Ontology annotation, biological process: protein phosphorylation. Lineage: Eukaryota; Viridiplantae; Streptophyta; Magnoliopsida; Rosales; Rosaceae.